AUGAAUCAUUCGUUUGAUACCCCUCAACGAGGUAAUAGUAUUCAUCAAUCAUUUGCCAAUCCCAAUACAACAAAUACAACCCGAUCGACAAUAAAUAUUGUUGAAAGUCCCGACAACCGAGGAUCAAUAAUAGCUACAACUGAACCAUCAUCACCGCCGCCACCACCUCCCAAAAAUUCCGGUUCAAGUCCUAGACGAAAAUUUAAUCCAUUUGGUCAUUCUCGUUCUCAUUCGCAUACUUCUAAUAACGGAAAAAGGUUGUUUUAUCCAGUACAUCAUGACGGAAGGUAUCAUAAUAUAAAUGACCAAUUCCCACCAAUAUCAUCUGUCUCACAACCAAUGCAUCCAUCUUCACCAGUACCUACUUCACCUACACCUAUACCCGCAGCUGCACCUGCACCCACAACCAGUAGCAAACCCAAGAGAGAACAAUCCUUAAGAUACUAUAUACCUCGAGAUACCCCACCACAAACCCCACAUAUGAAUCAACUUCCGAAACCUGUGGGGAAACUGCCACAACCAAAUUGGACAAACUUGAUACCACCACUACCGGGGAAACCACAACCAUCAUACAAUUCACAUGAUACUUUCCAACAACAGAAACAAAAUAAACUAAUCGAUACUGACGAUUUCAAUUUUGGUACUGAACCUAUAAUAUCAACACCAGAACCGUCGUCAAGGCAACACCCCGAACCAUUGUCCAAUCAAUCCAACUUUAAUAAUAACAAUUAUAGUAAUCAUAGAACAUCGACAAGAUCAGGACUAGACCCUUCUCAGAGACAUUCAAUUGCUGUUUCACCAACUCCAGAAAAACAAAAUUCAGCAACUCAAUCGACCGACACUAUCAAUACCAGUUCAAUUCGCCCCGCACCUUCAGUAUCAGGAUCAUCAUCUUCAUUGCUACAUAAACAACAACUUCAGGAACCAUCUUCACCUUCUAAACUGGAAAGAAAACCAGGUCGGAAGAAAAGUCGCAAAGUUUGUGCCAAAUGUGGAUUGGAAAUUACCAGCCAGUUUGUUCGAGCUUUGAAUAAUGCAUAUCACGUUGAUUGUUUUACUUGUCAUGAAUGUGGCAAACAGUGUUCCGCAAAAUUUUUCCCAUAUGAAAUCACUAAUGAACAAGACAGCACCAAAACCCAGGUAGCAUUAUGUGAGUAUGAUUAUUUCAAGAAAUUAGAUCUCAUUUGUUAUGUUUGUAACUCAGCUUUAAGAGGACCAUAUAUCACUGCAUUGGGUAACAAAUAUCAUUUAGAACACUUCAGAUGUAAUGUUUGUCAACGUGUAUUUGAGUCCGACGAGAGUUAUUAUGAACACGACAACAACAUAUAUUGUCAUUUCCAUUAUUCAAAACUCUAUGCAAGCCAUUGUGAAGGAUGUCAAUCGUCUAUUGUCAAACAAUUUGUUGAAUUGUUUAGAGGUGGCCGAAAUCAACACUGGCACCCAGAAUGUUAUAUGGUACACAAAUUUUGGAAUGUUUGCAUAACCCCAGAUUCAGUUGGUCUUCAAAAAUUGUUUGAUUUACCUGAUGAUGUUCUAAAUGGAUUAAAGUUAAUGAGAGAUGAUAACGAAAGUCACAUUACAGUUGAUUCCGCCAUGCUCAUGUCUAUUGAACAACAAAUUGAACAAGUAGUGUUGAAAUGUUGGGUCACUCUUUCUGGUUAUGAAGAGAUAACUGCCAAAUGUAUAUCGGACAUGUUAUUAUGUGCUUGUACUGGUAACAAAUUUAAUGGUAUAGUAGUAACGGGGAAAUUGGUUUUAAAUGUUGAAGUUUUGUUUAAUGCCUUGGAUUAUGUAAUUCUUAUGUGCAAAAGUUCGCAUGAGUUGUUGCAUAAAAAAUUUGGUACUCCUCCUAAUCAAGAUGACCUGGAGUCCUCAAGUACAGAAGAAGAGUAUUUUCAAAUGUUGAAAAAAGAGCCAAGAAAUAUUACCGGUAAAAUUAUGAGUUAUCUUGCCAUAUUGAGGAAAUCCGACCAUAUAGCCAAAUCAGGAAGUCUUUCAGCUGAACUACUUUCAGUGAUUACAGGAUGUGCUCAUUAUUUGAAAUUAUUAAUUCGAAUUGGAUUAUACAAUGCGUUGAAAUUAAACAAAUUGUACGGGACCACUAAUGCCAUAGAGAAGUUUUUACAAUUGACUUCAGAGCACGAAGCCAUUAGUUUAUUAGCUGGCGAUAGCAAGACUCAAUUGAGUUUGAUUAAUUCCAAAUUGACGAUUCCAGCAAGUUCAACAGAUGCAUGUAGUUCCUGUGCCAAGAGUAUUGAAAAAUCAUGUCUUAAAUUAGAUAAUAAUCGUUGGCAUAUUAGAUGUUUUGUUUGUUCCUUGUGUAAGAGAACUAUCCCCCCAAUAGAAGCUAGUGAAACCAAAUUUGAUGUAAUUCAUCAAUCGAUUGUUUGUCGAAAAUGUCCAUGUGAGCAAUUUGAUACAGGGUUCCAUUUAGUGUCUGAUUUAUCACAAUUGAUAUACUUGUUGAAAAUAGCAUUGUUUAGAUCACGUUCUGUCAUGAAAGUAGAUUUGACAAAGAUUCCAAGAAGUUAUAUUUCUGACUCACAAUCAGACACUGAUGAUGUUGAUGUUGCUCAAGAUAAUUAUUCACAAACAUUAAAUGACGUGACAAGUUUAAGAAGCAAACGACAAAGUCAAAAAUUAUCUAAAUCGAUCAAGAAGAAAGCUAGAAAAUCCAUUAUUGUUGAAGCACCAGAAGCCGACAAGGCGAGAAAAGAAGAUAUCAAAACACAUCCUUUGGGUAUGAAAAGUGGUGUGGCAGCCAAUGACGCAUUAAAGUCUGGUGGUAUAAAUGAUGAAAGCACUAUUGCUGAAGAGUUGAAUGAUUUGAGUUUUGAUAGUCAAACGUCAAGGCAGCAAGGAACAAGAAAAACAAGUAGUGCAUCACAGCUAUCAUAUAAUCCUGGUGGCGAUGAAAGCCUUUCGGUAACCCGCAAGUCACUUAAAAUCCGAGACGAGCCUCAAAGACAAACUACACAUACGCAUCUUGAUCGAACAUCUGAUUUGUUAAAGAAUGAGAAAUCAUUAACUUUGGAUGACAUCCCAAGAAUUGUUGCUGCGGAACAAGCAAGAGAACAACGACCAAAUGCUUUCAAACACCAUAAUAGUUUGUAUCAACGUCAAACCGCCCCUCAUCGACUCAAAGCUUCUGGCCAUACUUCUACUGUUAUUACCCCUACUGGUGUAUUAGAUAAUAUUUUAAACACUUCCCAACCACAUCCUGAAGAACCAGUUGUCAGAAAGCAAAAGUACUAUUCAGAGUUAACCAAGGAUGAACACUUUAUUAUUCGCCAUAUUGCCGUGGAAGCUCUUAGUCACAUAAGCAAAAGCUAUUCCAAUAAAGAGGAAUUAUUAUCAUUGAUCCAAACAAAGAAACAACCUACAUUUUGGGACAAGUUCAAGUUUGGAGGUGGCGAUGGCAAAAAGGAUAAAGCCAUGGCAGUAUUUGGAGUUGAGUUGCAAUCUUUGACGAAAAAAUAUGGUAUUGAUUCUGAUUUAGGUGUAGGUCCUUCGAAAUUGAGAAUUCCUAUAGUUGUUGACGAUAUUAUUGCUGCAUUAAGACAGAAGGAUAUGUCAGUUGAAGGUAUUUUCCGUUUAAAUGGUAAUAUCAAAAGACUUCGAGAACUAACUGAACAAAUCAAUAAGAACCCCUUGAAAUCACCCGAUUUUAGUGUUCAGAAUGCUGUUCAAUUAGCAGCAUUGAUGAAGAAAUGGUUACGAGAACUACCCAAUCCAUUGUUAACAUUUGGUCUUUACGAUAUGUGGGUUUCGUCCCAACGACAAGUGAAUCCAGUUUUGCGUAAACGAGUUCUACAAUUGACAUAUUGUAUGUUACCUAGAAGUCAUCGAAAUUUGGUUGAAGUAUUGCUUUACUUUUUCAGUUGGGUUGCCUCUUUUUCAGAAAUUGAUGAAGAAACUGGUUCCAAGAUGGAUAUCCAUAAUUUGGCAACUGUUAUCGCACCUAACAUAUUGAUUUCAAAGCAAUCAUCAAACUCAUCAUCAGGGAACUCUUCUAAUUCUGGUACCAACAAUUCGGAUUCUCAACAAUCAUCAGGAGAUAACUAUUUUCUUGCCAUUGAAGUUGUUAAUCAAUUGAUUGAACAACAUGAAGAGUUUAGUAUUAUACCACUGGAUAUACUUGAAUUUUAUGAAAAAUGUGGGUUUGACAAAUUUGAUUCCACCAAAAAAGAAAUUACAACUAGAGAUGUAAUGAUGAAGAUUGAUAAAGAAUUGAAGGAAACACCUGAUUAUUUUGAUAAUUUUGAAUUGAAAAACCCCGCAGGUUUAACUAGCCAAGAAGUUAAACGGAAUUCUGUUUCUCGAAUUGAAUCAAAAAUUCAAAAUAAAGAGUUGAAUGGUAUUAGUGAGAGAUAA
Candida dubliniensis CD36 is the source of this 4374-nucleotide messenger RNA. It is a transcript of the gene LRG1, whose product is annotated as Lrg1p. The record is from RefSeq and is a predicted model, not a curated record. Lineage: Eukaryota; Fungi; Ascomycota; Pichiomycetes; Serinales; Debaryomycetaceae. Gene Ontology annotation, cellular component: cytoplasm. The coding region runs from base 1 to 4374 and encodes 1457 amino acids. The transcript has a single exon. Gene Ontology annotation, biological process: actin cytoskeleton organization; signal transduction.